Messenger RNA from Drosophila erecta, 4534 nucleotides. Its product is annotated as protein slender lobes. Lineage: Eukaryota; Metazoa; Arthropoda; Insecta; Diptera; Drosophilidae. The record is from RefSeq and is a predicted model, not a curated record. The transcript is spliced from 5 exons. Bases 195 to 4439 code for a protein of 1414 amino acids.
GCCGUCACACAAAUGCGCAACAGCAGGCUGCAGUAUUGAUAAACGUCGCGGUUUGCGGCACAUGUGAAAUUCACGUUUUGGCUCGGCGUCUUGGCGUCUUCGUUUCUAUUUCUUUGUUAUAAUUUGCCUGCGGGUUCAAAACUCAUUUGAUUUCAAUUAAUUGUUGUGCACGAAAAACAAUAGAGCCGGGCCAAAUGGAUGAUAAUACGGAGAACAACGAUGGAAAGCGCGUGACCCGGGCUCGAACUCGUCGCUUGUCCCUUCUGGAAACGGACAGUCGUCCGACCACUCCACAGUUGCUGGAGUCGGCGGCGGAUCGCGAUACCGGUUCGGCACGUGCCACACGCCGCACACGCCUGAACUCGUCCACUUUAGAUGUGCGGACACCAACACGAACCAGGCGCGCCUCCUUGGCACGCGGGGAGACUCCCGAGCCGACUACGCCCUCUUCGGUGAAAAGGACAGCUCGCACACCAGCCAAAAACAGCAGAUCUGUGCGCCAACAGCUCACACUCACAGAGGAACCGGAGGAGACUGAGGUCAAGCAGGAAAUGCCCAGUCCCACGAGUCCCGUGCCCAAGGAGAGCAAGGGAAGAACACAGCGGAAGCCCAGUGCCAGUCCUAGUCCAAGGCGAACAGCCACACCCACUCAGCUGAGUGAUGAGAAACGAGUGACACGUUCCAUGUCCCAGACUCCGCCGAUGGCACCACGUUCGUCCAGUAAUACGCCUCGUGAUCUUAACCAUUCCCCCAAAGUUGAGCAAAAAUCCCUAGACGUAGAGUCUGCGAAGCCUAAGAGCAAAAAUAAAAGCACUCCCAAAGUGGAAGUCAGGCUAGAGAAACUUUCGAUGGACAAAUUCGGUGGCAAGAAGACGGAGAUUGCGAAGAAUUUGAUUCUACCGGAUGAACUCAAGAAUAAUGAGGCUGUUGAGGAGCACAAUAAAUCUGUAAUUGCAGCCCCUUCACAAGCACCAGAAUCACACCAAUCAACACCACCUGCCAAGGAUAAUGGCAAACAAUCAUUCCUGAAGACAUUCACCACACUUUCGAAAAUUCAAAGUUCAAGCAAAGCUCUUCACACUGAUGACAGCGCAGACACCACUACGAGAAUGACCCCAACAGCAACUUCCAAGAAAAUUGAAGAAAACAUGGAUAAUAUAUUGGAAACUUAUCAAAAGGCUCCACGCGUCGAGUCCCCUAAAGUUGAAAGAAAAAUCGAGACUCCGCAGAAAGUUCAUCAUGUUGCCAUACUUGAAAUUAAGGAAGACGACGAACCCAUUGGGGUAGACAAUGCAAUUGAAACGAAAACCCAAACUCCCCAGAAGAUUGAUUCUCCUAAACUGGAAAGCAAAGUAGAAACUCAGCAGCCGACUGAUCUCCCUCAAAUGGAAAAGAAAUCCGCUACUCCACAAAGGUUUUCUACUGUGGAAUUGAUAGACACAAGCCAAGAAAAAAAUGAGUCCAUGGAGUUUAUGGAUGCAGAAGAUUCCGAUGUUCAGGUAGAGCUACAAAACGAUAAGCCAGUAGAGGAACCAGAACAAGAGGAGUUUGUAGACCUGGACGACGAUGCGCCGGUACUUCCUUCCGAAUCUCCAACAAAUAUAGAAAAUGCCGAAGACAGUGAGGAAGCAAACCAACAUGGUUCUAUAGACGGGGAGAAGCAAAGCCAAAUCAAUAUUACCGACGUUGUUUAUCUGCCGGACCUAACCCCCGGCAUAAAAUCUCGUGUCGUGGGUUCCCCUGCUGCGGAGCAAAAAAAAAAGGUGGGCUUUAACAACGACGCUGAAGACCUUGAGGUGGAAAAGACACGGUUUCCCAAGACUCCAGGCCGUGAGAAGGUGCCAGUUUGCCGCAUUCUAACUCCCAAGCCGGAGACACCCUUAAAAAUGGCCCUAGAAAAGGGUCGAAAUAGUUCCACACCCAUACUAAAAGAUCCGUCCAUCAGCAAGGAAGAAUUGCAUCCGGCACCUGCCCAAAUUGAUGCUAUCAAGUCAUUCGAUGAGCUGGAAUCAAAGAAUGUUGAGGAUGAGAUGGUGGAACAAUCACACAUGUCACGGCAAAAGGCUGAGAAUAAAAUCCUUGAUCGGCUAGAAAGCUCGGAGGAAGAAGUUGCAUUUGAAGAUGGAGAAAAUGGAGAUGCAGAAAACGAGGAGGAGCACGAAGAAGACAAACCUAUUUCCGAAUUCGUUGACCUAGAAGCCGAAGAUGCUGGGGAAGAUUACAUGUCUGGAGAUUCGAUGGACAGUUCGAUUCGCCGGGAGAUGGAGGAGAAUGAAAUCCCAAUCGAUGGGGAGUCCGUGGGCAGUAAAGAUACUGAAGAGUCUGCCCCAGAAGAAUCUGAGGGCGACGAUUCCUUCAUUGUCUCUGACAAUGAAUGCGAGGAGGAUUUAGGCCAACUUUGCUACUCCUCCGACGAGAAUGAAAUUGAAGAUGACAAGUCUGGUGGCAAACGUCGCCGCAUUGUUUUGCCGAGCUCCAGUGAGGAAGAACAUGAUCGGGAUGAUCACGACAAUGACUCCAGUAAGAACAAAACGGAGAAGCCCAAAAACCAAAGCAACUGCUCAUCCGAUGCCAGUAAAUUGAGCGAAGCUGCCCAACUGUUAAACGCCAGCGAAGAGAAGUCUUCCAUCUCGGAAACCGAGCUGGAAAGAUCUCGCCAAAUCGCUCUCAACGAACUGAACAAAUCGGAGAGAUUUAACAAGACAGAAACGCGACUCGAUGUCAGUGUGAUGGAGGUGGACUCUUCGGAUCACGACGAGGAGGAGAAAGCGCAGAAGGUUGAAGCCAAUGGCGAAAGAAGCCUGUACGAAAUAGUGGAUUCCGAUGAAGGGGAAGAGCAAGAACAAGACGAAACUGAUGCACAUGACCCAGCUGAAAACGGAAACCCUCCCGAAAUUCCAAAAUCCACAUCUUUCAUGACCCAAAAGCCUGAAACCAAGAGCAACAAGAGCGUGUACGAGGUAAUGGAUUCCGAUGAAGGGGAGGAGCCUAAGGCGGCCGAUGAAAACGAGGAAUCUAAUAAAGAUAAACCAGCAGAAGGCGAAAGCCCUCCCACAAUCAAAAAAUCCACAAUUUCCACUGCGGAUGAAGAAGCUCUGCUCGCCGAAUUGGCCUCUAGUGAUCUGAGCCAUUUGGAAAAAAUGUUUAAUCCUCUCCAGAAAUCACGCCGCCAGUCCUUGUAUGUCCCCAGUCCCGAGCUGGCAGCCAAGGAGCCGAAACUGAGACGCCGUAGUGAACGGGCUCAUGUUGGCAGUGACUUCUGCCCCUCGCAGUCCUUUGUUGAUAUGGUGGCCGAGAAAAAGAGUCAGAAAAACAAGCGCAAACGUCUGUCUAAAAGCCUAUCAGGCGCUCCAGAGGAUCUUGAGGAAAUGGAGAUUCAACACGAACGCAAACGUCUCAAGAGCUCACAUGGUGCAUCCACGGAUUCGUUGGAGGAGGACAACGAGGACGAGAUAAUGGCUGUCGCCGAGGAAGAUCACAGCGAUAGGGAAAUCUCGGAAGAUGAUGUUCCCAAUAAAGAAACGGCAGUCUGUUCACCUGCAGAGGAAUCUCCUGAAAAAGAAGAAACUGCCGCUAUGGAGGAGCUUCCCCAGGAGGAGCCAAAAACUUCUUGCGAAACACCGCCAUCCGAAGAAAAUCCGACCGAAAUGACAACUUCUAAGCCGAAAGAAAUGGCGCCGGCCAAGAUAGAAAGGACUGCCGAAUAUUACUUGGCAUACUGUCACAACCUCCUGGAAGCUGCCAACGAGGCUAAGCUAAAGGAAAAGAAAGAGCAUCUCGCCAGAGGAACGAAGCAAAAGAAACCAAAACGACUGGCUGCGCAAGCGCCUGCCAAACCCCUUGUCACCAUGGCUCCAGAACCGGAAACCAUUAGUGCGAGAUCGUCCAAGCAGCCAGCACCGCUGAAGAAGGAUGUGAAGCGCCUGCAGGCAGCACGCCAGGCUGUGAGUCAUGCUGUUAAUCUACUGGCGCCACCGAAAGCCAUCGACGCUGAGCCUCGCACGCUCUCUCGGAAAUUGUCGCCGCAGCCGCCAGCGGUGGACAAGAAACCGGCCAAACAGAAGAAGAAGGAGAGGAAGCAAAAGCAGAAGCCCCAGGAGGCAUCGCCGUUGAAGAGCUCCGAUGAGGAGAACCACGGCAAUCGUAUUCGAACGAAUGCCGGCUACGUGACGGUGGUCGAUGAGCCGCCCAAGAAAGUUCCCAAAAUCGAGCUGAUUAAGACCAGUUCGGGCAUGGUGCGAGUCGAGCCGUGCACACCAAAGCAGAAAUACUUCCGCGAGCUGCCGCCCACACCGAAAAUGCAUGGGUUCCGCGAGGAGCCGGCGCCAUCCGGGCUGUCAAGGAAGCGGGCGAAGCAACAAGCACCCAAGGCCGAGCACAAUUCCGCCAAACAGGCGGCGCUGCGCUUCAAGGAGCAGAUAUUCGCGCGCAGGUCCUAGGAUAUAUUACAUUAGAGAGAAAUUAGUGGAAACGUCAAGUGUACUCAAUGCAUACUUUAGUUUUUGUUUCUUUUCAUUAACAUUUCCCAAAUUGA